Molecule: messenger RNA, 3210 nt
Organism: Caenorhabditis remanei
Lineage: Eukaryota; Metazoa; Nematoda; Chromadorea; Rhabditida; Rhabditidae
Exons: 13
Coding region: 1-3210 (1069 amino acids)
Source: RefSeq, a predicted model, not a curated record
AUGUGGAGAAAUAUGAAGCAACACCCGCCAAUUCCAUUUUUUAUAAUGGAGAUUGUUGUCUGGAAGAGGUUGUCGUUUAUUUGGAUUCAUAACCAUCAGUUGGAUUUACUAAGGAGUGGAGAACAGCUCUAUCCAUCAACAAGCAGCUCUACUGAAACAACGAAAACAAAUUGCUCCUGGCUCUCCGAUCCUUUCAACAUUACCGAUAAGACUGGAAAAGUGGCAUUCACUUACAAUGGAUCGUGCUGCUCACAUCUUGCUGCAGAAAUGCUAAAAAACAGUUCUUACCAAACAGAUAUUGACAUGAAGGAAGUCCAGUUGAAUUUACCGUGGUAUAAUUCUUAUAAGGAGAACAUCAGUAACGAUAUCAAAGAGUUAAAGCAAAAAGCACUGAUCAAACUAUUGUACUGCAUUCAGGAAGCAUGCCCUGGAAUGGAUUCGGUUUGGGAUAACUGCACAGAAAUUACUAGUUCUUCCUCAACCAAUGAAACAACGACAAGCCCAGUUACUACUACUACAAAAAAGGAGUUUGAGUGUUACUGGCUUGAAGUACCUUUCUUUUCUCAAAUUGGUGAAUCCGAAGAUGUUUACGAUUUGCAUUAUGAAGGAGGUUGCUGUACCCCAGCAGCCAUGUCGGCACUUGAAGAAAGUCCGAACUACCCUACAUCUUACAACAAAAAACUUCCGGACUUUUUAAAAGCCCAAAUCAUUGUGGAUUUCUUGUUUUGCAUCCCAGAAGCCUGUCCUUAUAUGAAACCAAUAUGGACCAAUUGCUCAGAACUGACAACAACGACAACAAAAGCUCAAACGACACCGACAACAACCGAAUCGACAACAGUCACAUCUGAAGUAACGACUACAAAGAAGAACCGAGAAGAACCUGUGAAGGACCUAUCGGAAAACACUACAACCACAUCUACAUCGACGAUCAGUCAAGCGGAAACCUCGACGGAGAAGAAGACGACACGGAAGACUGAAAAUGAGGAUAAUGGAGACCCAUCUGGUGACAAUGAAGUGACAACAAGAUUGACUACCGUGGAAUCAACUACUGAUAAGACUACCACAACAAUAACUCUUGGAGAUAUUUUGAGUAGUCCCAAGGAUGACCGGACCGCAACCAUAUCUAGCACCUCAUCAACUCAGACAACUGCAAGUGAAACACCAAAGAAAGAAGAGCCUAUCGAGAAUGAAAUCACAGAAGAGCAUGAGGAGUCAACAACAACAUCGACAACUUCAAAAGUCACCACCACCACAGAAUCCACGGAAACCGAGAAGGCUUCGACUGCAACAACUAGUGUGACGCAAGAUUCCACUGUAACCUCAACCGCUGCCCAGCAAGAAGACACGUCUACCACAGUGAGCAAGACGAGCUCUUCUUCCAGCGAGCCUGAGACAACAACGGAUAAAGAAACCGUGGCAACCACCACUGAAGCUGAUUUUGAGUCAACUUUCUCAACCACUUCUGAUGACUCUGAAACUUCCAAAGAUCCUGAAGAGACUAGUGAAAGCACAACACUCUCAGAAACAUCUGAAUCAUCCUGGUCUACUGAAAGCUUCACAACUCCUCUGAUCAAUCUGAUCAGCAGUUUGACUGGCUCUACUGCGUCUUCUUCAUCCCCUGAAACAACUGAAAUGCCGAUGGAUUCUGAUGAAACUGAAUCUCCGACGUCUUCUGAAAUGACAGCUGGUUCAACAAGCUCCGAAAGUGAAAGCCAAUCAACAGAUACAGUGACCACAUCGAGAACUCAUGAAACAGGAACAACUUCAAACUCCACUGGGUCCUCUUCGUCCCCCAAAACGAGCAAAACAACAGCGGAAUCUGAUGAAACGAAACGUCCCACGUCCUCAGGAAUGUCAGCUGGUUCAACCACUCCUGAAAGUGAAAACCAAUCUGGAACUCAUGAAACAGGAACAACUUCAAGCCAAGGUUCUAGCUCUACUGUGUCCUCUUCGCCCCCCAAAACGACAACGGAUUCAGGAAUGACAUCUGGUACAACAAGCACUGAACCAGAAGACCGAUCUACAGAUCAAACUUCUGAAACCAGCUCAACUCCUUCAUCUGAGACACCGACCACUUCUGGUUCUAGCAAGACCGACGUAACUGGAACAUCUGCUAAUGUGACGACAACAUCCGUCAUGAAAACAGGAACUGGCUCCACCACAUCUUCUGUCACUGGAUCAACCAAAUCUACUGAUCAUGGCUCAACGGAGACGCCAACAACCACAAGGGCUGAAAAUGAAGCAGGCGGUUCUGGAGAACCGAAGACUUCCGCAACUGGAACAACGUCAACUGCUACUCGUGGAGUCACAGUAACCGAAAAAUCGACACCGUCCAGUAGUACGCAAGGAACUGGUACUGUCACGACUGGAGAAACUGGCAAAUCUGGAUCAACGAGCACUAAUCACCCGAAACCGACCAUCAGCGGACAUAUCAUCGACUACACCGGGACUAUGGAAACCAAUCCAAGGGCUGAAACGUCUGAGUCGACCUCUGGGGCAACUGGAAAAGGACACUCAUCCUCACCCAGCUCCACAAAAUCGACAAGUUCAUCCAGUGGCUCACCAACUCAAGAAACUGGAUCAACAACAACUGGUCAUACGACAAGUGAAAACAAAACUUCCUCAACUUCAAAGAAACCAGAAACAGAAACAAGUUCUGGAGGGUCGCCAACUACUACCAAACCAUCUGGAUCUAACUCAACUAGUGGAACUAAUGGAACUACCAAAUCCUCAAGCUCGGUGAAGUCGUCUACAACUGCUCCGUCAAGCAAUGGAACCACAAAAGGAGCUGAAGCAAGCAAACCUGAUGGAACGAAGACGACUACAACCGAAUCAACAAAGGCUUCUAGCUCUUCAGAAAAGUCGAAAGCGACAGAUUCUCAAAAGAUGUCUACCAAGCCAACAACAAAGUCUCCAGUCUCCUCUUCUUCUUCGGUUACCACCUCGACUACGACAUCGACUCCGCCCCCAACAUCAGCCACCUGUCCGAUGCCCGACAUUGACCGACGCUUCACGAACCGUCCGACCGAUGCGGAGCUGAAGCCGUUCUACGCACCUGGAGAGCGAGUAAUCCAUCUCUGCAUCAAAUAUUAUAAGAUGGAGUGGGCCGGUCAACCUCUCAGAAUCUAUCAAUGUGGAGAGGAUGGCAAAUGGAUUGGAACGUUCCAGCGGUGUGUUCCGGAUGUGCCUUCACCAAAAAAGGAGUUGUAA